Molecule: messenger RNA, 3177 nt
Organism: Penicillium coprophilum
Lineage: Eukaryota; Fungi; Ascomycota; Eurotiomycetes; Eurotiales; Aspergillaceae
Exons: 7
Coding region: 1-3177 (1058 amino acids)
Biological process (GO): transmembrane transport
Cellular component (GO): membrane
Molecular function (GO): ABC-type transporter activity; ATP binding; ATP hydrolysis activity
Source: RefSeq, a predicted model, not a curated record
AUGCAAAGCGCCCCUCUACCAAUUGCAGCGGUGUUCACCUCCACCGUAGGAGUAAAGCUCAUCCUCACCAUCACAGAAGCAAUUGAAAAGCGAGGCAUUCUACUACAACCAUACCGGGAUGUUCACCCAGAAGCGACAAGUGGAAUAUAUAGCCGAGCAUUCUUCUGGUGGCUGAACACGCUGUUGGCGAUCGGGUUUCGACGCAUCAUUCGUGCCAAUGACAUAUUCCUCAUCGAAGACGAGAUGUGCGCCAAGGUUCUACGCCGUCGAGCUCAAAAUAACUGGGCGAAAGCAAACAAAUCUCGCUCUCAUGCGUUGUUCUGGUCGACGUUGAAUGUAACACGCCGCCAGCUGACUUUGUGCAUUUUCCCUCGUCUUUGCCUCAUUGCCUUUCGAUAUACUCAACCAUUUCUUCUAUCCCGAACGACAAAUUUUGUCAUGUCUCAGACGGACGCGAAAAGUAUCGGGUGGGGGCUAACCGGCGCGUUUGGCAUCGUCUUUAUAGGAACUGCGAUCGCCAAUGGUGUGUAUACCCAUAUGACCUUUCGAUUUACCACUGUUGUGCGUGGCACGUUAGUGAGUAUGAUUUGUGCGAAGACGCUUGAUAUCAGCAUUGUGUCUCUUGGUGACUCGGCCGCUCUCACAUUGAUGUCAAACGAUACUGAAACAAUCUGCUCGGGCUUCCAGAACUUACAUGAGAUUUGGGCAGUUCCACUUGAGUUGGGAAUUGCCAUGUGGUUACUGUAUCGAGAAGUUGGUUUGUCGUUUCUAGCUCCGGCCCUGGUCGCAAUCCUGUCAAUGAUGUCCAUUGUCAAGAUCUCAAGCUACAUUGGCGGUGCACAGAAGCGGUGGAACGAAGGGAUACAGACCCGCGUUGAUGUGACAGCUGCUAUGCUGGGUUCGAUGAAGGCCCUCAAGAUGCUUGGGUUUACCCCUGUUGUCUUCGAGAAGGUUCAAAAUCUUCGAGUCAUAGAAUUGCAAAUGUCCACUUUAUUCAGACGCCUCCUAUCGGCGAGUGUCUUUUUCGCAAACAAUAUGAGAGUCCUAGCACCUUUUGUGACACUCCUAGUAUUUGCAUUUAUUCAGGACUAUGAGGAUCUGAGUUUCACUCCCGCCACUGCUUUCACUGCGCUUUCUCUCAUUGGCAUGUUAUCAAACCCGGUCAACACCAUGCUCCGAACAAUCCCAACACUCCAGGCCGCACUCGCCUGUUUUGACAGAAUUCAGACAUUUGUUGAGUCUCCAUCUCGCAAAUUACUGUUCAGCCCACUGCAAGAACCCCAGCAGAGAGGUGACCAGAGUGUGGGAAGCAGGGCAGAAAACGCCAUGACUACGCCACCUGACUAUGAUAGUCAAGAAAAGUCGGCCAGUGCACAUAUAUUUCCACAGGAGCAGCAAGGCCCUAACUCCACGAUAAUUGAAGCUAGGAAUGCAUCGUUUGCAUGGAGUACAGAUGGCCCCACGAUCAUCAAAGAUGUCACCUUUUCCGUCGCCCGGAAAGACUUUAUUUUCAUCAUUGGACCAGUCGGUUGUGGAAAGAGCACUUUGUUGAAGGGUCUUCUGAGCGAGACACCCAUUUUCCAGGGUACAGUGCAGCGUGACUCAUUGGUCAGCGCUUUUGUGGACCAGGACACAUGGAUUCAAAACAUAACAAUCCGGAAGAACAUUAUAGGGCCUUCGCUGCUGGAUGUUGCACGGUAUGAGGAGGUGGUUUCGGCGUGUGCUCUUGAUCAUGAUAUUGCAUUGAUGCCCGACUCACACGGUAGGGAUACCAUUGUGGGAAGUGGAGGGAUUUCGCUCAGUGGCGGCCAGAAACAGCGGGUGGCUCUGGCUCGGAUGCUGUACGCCAAUACAAAACUGAUGAUCAUCGAUGAUGGGUUCUCAGGAUUAGAUCCCGAGACAGAGGAUAUUGUUUUCACAAAUCUAUUUGGUAAGGCUGGUUUGCUCAGGCAAUUGGAGACGACUGUCCUGCUUGUUACCAAUGCUGUGCAUCGCCUCCCUUUUGCUGAUCACAUCAUCGCCCUGGAUCCCACAGGGCAUAUCACCGAACAAGGUACAUUGGCUCAACUCAGAGCUGCGGGAGGGUAUGUGGAAGGUCUGGAGACGAAGCAUAAAUAUGAGAAGGAUCAUGAUGAAACUGCUGCUACGGAUGAACCGUUACCAGUGGAGCAUUCAGGCAGCGGCGCGGAGCAGAAGAAAAGUGCAGAAGAAGAGGAACUCAAUCGGCCCAUUGGCGAGUGGUCUACAUACAAGUAUUACUUUGCAUCUAUCGGUUGGCCACGGGCCCUUCUUUCACUUUUCUAUGUGUCCUUUUCCGGAGUGGCCGUGAAACUCACUGAGCUAGUUGUUUCUCUUUGGACCAGGGCAAUUGAAGCCGAGGGAGAGGAGGUCAGUUCGCUCUACCUCGGAUUGUAUGGUAUGCUGACAGGUAUUGGGGCUAUCUUCUGGAACAUCUCUGUCUAUCACUUCUUCCUCUAUGUGGUUCCGGCGAGCGCGGAAAAACUGCACGCUGGGCUUCUCACUUCAGUCAUGGAUGCCCCUCUAUCCUUCUUCACAAAUACCGACACUGGAAUCACCACAAACAGGUUUAGCCAAGAUAUGUCGGUGGUUGACAAGGAGCUUCCAUUCGCUUUGAUUGAUUUGGUCGUGUCAGUCGUCCAAGCGCUAAUGGGAGCAGUAUUGAUGUGUUUGGCAACUGGCUAUUUUGCUCCCCCUGCCACCCGUGAUUGCCGUCAUGUGGAAGCGUUCGGGUGGUCGGAAGAGUUUGUGAAUCAAAACCUUCGUGCUCUUGAUGACUCUCAGCGACCUUACUACAUGAUGUUCUGUAUCCAGAGGUGGCUAUCUAUUGUUCUGGAUGUCAUGGUAGCCGUACUUGCAGUUCUGUUGAUGGUACUUAUUGUUGAACUCCGAGAAUCCGUGGGAGCCGAAUAUGCAAGUUUAGCCUUGCUCAACAUCAUGAGUUUCAGCGCUUCCUUGGCUUGGAUUGUUCGACAGUGGACGUCACUGGAAACUUCCAUCGGGGCAGUCUCUCGUGUGAAAUAUUUUACUUCAACUACACCGACAGAGAAUCUGGAGGGUGAGUGUCAGACCGUCCCUGGCAACUGGCCAGAUAAAGGCGGCAUUGUUUUCCAAAAGGGUGUCGGCUUCCUACUCUGCUGGUGGAACUCCUAUUCUUAA